GCCUUCCUAUCAUCUUAAAGGCAACUGUUUACACCAUCUCGCUUAAUAAGGAAAGUAUCAUAUUUUUUAUAUUGAUAACAGAAUACAGAAACAUUGAAAUGGACGUUAGCUGGCGAUGGCAACUACCUAUCUUGUUAAUGGUUUUCUGCCCUAUCCUAGGCUGCGGAACGUCUGGAGCCCAAUGCCAGGAUAAUUCCAGCUUAGGUAACGAUUCCAUCUAUACACAAGACACGAUUGCCAAGGGGUCACUCAGCAACGAGGGCAUCAGACAUGGUAUGAACGAUCUGGGCCGUUUACCCCAUGACGUCAGGUGUACUGGACACGAUGAGAGGUCUAGUGUGGGCGAGAUGGACUUCAGCAACAACUUCAAUACGUGCCCGGCUAACGAAACCGUAGGGAACUUGCCGUGUGUAGACAUUACUGGUGGCAGCACUGGCAAGACAAUAAUAGAGCAGGACCUCGGCUUCACAUUUCAGCUUGACGUCUUAGGCGUCUGCUUCAAUGUCACUGUCAUCGAGGUCAACGGAGAAAAGAUCGACUACAUCGAGAUGUUCGAGAAGUUGAAUCCUGUUUCUUUCCGCGAAGAAUCGGCCAACGAUAGCACACUGUACAAGACCGAGAUCUCUGAAAGUGAUGAGAUGGAAGUCGACUUCCCUUCUAAUUUUGUCGUUCACAUUAGCGAAAACAAGUCUCGGAUCUUGAACGUCACGGGGUUUACAAAUACCGGAAAGUGCAGGGAGUUUGGUAUCCCGCGUAAAGUGGCCGAAGUAUUCCCUUUCAAAGAAAGUGAGAUCCCUCGGCUAAGGGAAGCCUUACGGAAAUACAAGUCUCGGAGUGAAAUGGCUCAGAAUCUAAUGAAUGCUAUGUUCUCAGGCGCUCUAGCGAUUCUCGUGAUGAUUAUCUGUCGGUUGAAGUUUUUGACAAUAAAGCUUCAGUUGAUCAACCAGUACCUGGAAAAUUACCUAGAGCGGCAGCAGAGACAGCGCAUUGGCCGGUCAUGCUGGAAACAUCGCAACUCCAUUUAUGCAUAAUUUUGUUUACAUCCUUGAAACAUUUUCUAAUUAAGCAACCACACUGCCUUUAAAUCUUUUAAUAGCUACUAAAAUACAGAAGUUAAAUUUAUUUCAUUCUUUUGCAAAUGUAGUGUAUACAAUGUUUCUAAAAGUUGAUUGAUUUCUAUCUUCUCUGCACCAUCUGUAGUUUUCGGAAUGUGAUAUGUAUAUUUUAAUCAAUGAAUUGAUUUUUAUAUCAAUUAUAUCAUUUAGAUUUAUGUUUUAUAAAAUUGUUAUAGUCCCUGUUUUUAUUAAUCUAAUGUCUAUUGUUAUUUAGUACUUCACGAUUGUCAUUUUGUAAUGGAAAAAAAUUGUGAAUUCUUGAAAAGAAAGUAUCUUCUUUUAAGGUGCUUCCACGCCUGUUAUGACUAUAGGCUAUUGUGAAAUUAGUUGCGCUUUAACACCAGGUAAGAUCAUUUGUCUACCAGGGAUUUAUCUACAAAAUGUCGUUUGUGAAAUUUUAUUGCGCCUAAAGGGUUUGAGAUAAAGGUGAAGGUCACUAAAUUUGUGACUGUCUAUACACUAUUACUUGAUAUGUCUAGCUGUUUGGUCAUUAAAACGUGUUGUAAAAUUGUGUUUUGUUUAUAGUGUCAUUUUUCAAACUCCAAUAAAACGAUUUAUUAAAAUC
This is a messenger RNA of Physella acuta, 1680 nucleotides long. RefSeq lists its product as uncharacterized. The record is from RefSeq and is a predicted model, not a curated record. NCBI's taxonomy places the organism in Eukaryota, Metazoa, Mollusca, Gastropoda, Physidae.